UCAUCAAAAAACUAAUUUUACUUUUGUGGGGGAUCCGAAACAAAAUAUUAUGGCUUUUGCCGGUGCCACUGAUGAUAUUUUUCAAUUAUUAAAAGAAAGAUUUGCCGAUUGUGCUCAAAUGGAGAUAUCAAUUAGUUUUCGGGUGCCGGAAGAAAUUGCGGCCGUGGCGAAUGAUUUCACUCGGAAAUUUAUGCCUCACAAGCCGAAAUUAACUACCAACCAAACUAACGGUGGAAAAAAGCCGGUGGUUUUUCUGGCUGGUUUAGAAAAAGGCUAUCACUUAACCCCUAGUGAGGAAAGCAAAAUAAAGGAAAGGGCAAACCAAAUUAGCGAAGAAGAAAAAGAACCUGAGGACAAAAAAAUAAAAAAAAUUCCCAAAUUAGAAAAAAAGUUAGUGGCCGAAAAGAUUAAAGCCAAAAAGUUGGAAAGUCAAAUUAAAUUUAUACUAGACAAAAUCAGCAAAUUAGAAAAAUCUGCCUCCCGAGUCAUUCUUUAUCGUAAAAAUGAAAUUG
This is a messenger RNA of Ambispora gerdemannii, 512 nucleotides long. The record is from the annotation of a GenBank genome assembly. Lineage: Eukaryota; Fungi; Glomeromycota; Glomeromycetes; Archaeosporales; Ambisporaceae.